UUGAUUUUCAUUUGUCAAUCGUGGAUGUGGAAUGUUUUGUGUUGUGAGUGAAUGGUGGUGAAAAAUUUGUGAAAAUAAGUGUCAUGUGGUUGUGCGCAUACCGGUAGAGAGUGAGAGCUGUGUCACGAGCCCAGCGUCACCCAGCGUGGUGGAAUGGUUCCCGCUCGUCGGCGGAGUCUUGUCGAUUAGCGGUGUUGAGGAGCGGGCGGCGCGAUGGGGAAGCUGCUGUCGAAGAUCUUCGGCAACAAGGAGAUGCGGAUACUGAUGCUGGGCCUCGACGCCGCCGGCAAGACCACUAUUCUGUACAAGCUGAAGCUCGGGCAGUCGGUGACGACGAUUCCGACGGUGGGCUUCAACGUGGAGACGGUCACGUACAAGAACGUCAAGUUCAACGUGUGGGACGUCGGCGGGCAGGACAAGAUCCGGCCGCUGUGGCGCCACUACUACACCGGCACGCAGGGGCUCAUCUUCGUCGUGGACUGCGCCGACCGUGACCGCAUCGACGAGGCCAAGCAGGAGCUGCACCGCAUCAUCAACGACCGCGAGAUGCGCGACGCCAUCAUACUCAUCUUCGCCAACAAGCAGGACUUGCCCGACGCGAUGAAGCCGCACGAGAUCCAGGAGAAGCUGGGUCUGACGCGCAUCCGCGACCGCAACUGGUACGUGCAGCCGUCGUGUGCCACGUCCGGCGACGGGCUGUACGAGGGCCUCACCUGGCUCACCACCAACCACAAGUUAUGAGCGCCGGAGUAGGGCGCCCGCCGCCCGCCCUAGCUCGCCGGCCGCCGCCAGGUGAAAGUAGGAUGCCAUGUGCCGCGUCGUGCCGCCAGCCGCCCGCCGGCCGCCCGCCAGCCGCGACGCCGGCCGCCCGCGGGCUGCUCGCGCGGGUGCGGACUGUGCGGUGUGGACUGUGCGUGUCGCGCGACGCUAUCGAUUAUUCCAUUAUUUAAACUAAAUAGAGCUUCGUUGUAUCUUAUUAUUGAUUAUUUUUUUAUUUUAUUUAAAGUGUAUGUAAUUACGUAGAGUAAAGAUUUUUAAAUGUUUACCUCCAUGUUUUUGUAAAGUUAGCUGUUAAUAAGGAUUAAGAACGUCCCGCGAGGAGGGACGUCCACCGCGCCCGCGGGCGAGCGCUCGGCUCGCGCGAGAGCGCGGCUUUUAUAUUGUAAUAUUUGUGAAGCAAUAAGAUGCACGACCGAGUGAAUGUAAAUUGGCUCCGUUUGUAUGUUAAAGUAGAUAGCGAUUAGUUUUACUGUACGUAGGUAGACAUAAAAUUGUGAACGCCGGUGUCGGUCGGGGCCCGGGGGCGUCUCGGGCGUGUCCGAGUCGUUGUCCGAUGCCGGUGUGGAGCGGCUGUAGUUACACCGCCGCGCGCCGGAGCCCGCAGCCCGCAGCCCGCACACAUUCUACAGUCUACACGAUCAUUCUUCGUGCAGACUUCAUUUUGGUUUUGAGCGGUCGCUGCACUAUUCCAAUGCUCGCGAAUAUAAAUUAGCACUAAUUAUUGUAAACGGCAGCAUUAUUUCUGUUAAUUUUUUCAGCCUUUUCGCUCGCCCUGACCGAAGUUUUUUUUUUUAUUUCCUGCACCCGGCGAAGCGACGCGUGCCGUGGUUCGCAUCGUUCGUUUGUGUUUAUGAUAUAUUUUGUCGAGACAGUUUUGUUCUCUCGUUAUAUUUUUAUAGUUCUGUGAAUAGGGUUAGGAGUAUAAUGUAAAACUGUGGAUAUGCGCCGGGCGAAAACCACGGUACCGAAUGAUGCAUUUCGGACACAAAUAGGCCGUAAAGUUAAUCAUCUACUAUGCUAUGAAAUAUGUAGUGAAUGAAUUAAGUAUGAUAAAAAAAUAUUUGUAUACAACGAGUACCUCGAAUUUUGAGUACGUACGCGGGGUGGGCAUGCGUUCGAAUGUUUAAACGUAAUCAUGUAAAAGGGUCCAGUUCGCUCGUCAGCUAUAGUCGAACACAGUCAAUAGAAUAAUGCCUGCGCGGCGUCAUGUUUAGGGUCUCGAUUGUGAACCGCGCGGGACGGGAUGGGGCCUCUCGGCGAGAGUUGAAGGCUGGAUAUACGCGGCGGUGCGAACGCGCGGUUUCGCGGCUACACAGCGAGAUAACGAGCAAAUGUGUGUAUGAGAAAGCGCGACCUCGCGGCUACUUAAAUAUAUUUACUUGUAUAUUUAAUUGUAGCCGUCGAACUGCGCGUUCGGGCGAGCGCUUCUAACCAGCCUAACUUGUGGAAAUCUAGGGACACGGUGGUGUCUAGAGUCUAUAUUAUAUUGACUGUAUUCAACGGUACACAAUAUCGGGCUCAGUUGGACAUGAUAAUGUACAUAGUAUGAUGGUACUCGCACAUACCACCCGCUACUAACAUCGCAAUAGACAGAACAACCGGUAGGCCGACUUAGAAGCGUUUGACAUAUCGGCUGGCGUGCGCCGUGACUCUGUCUCGCUUAGCCGUUCGUAGCGUGCACGUUACGUAGAGGACAGCAGCUAUACUCGCGCCGAUUCGACAGUUACUUCGAAGUCGGCCUACGGGUUCGUUGUGUCUAUUGUGAUAAUAUCGAUAUGAACACAAACUGACAUCGACUAUGUAGAAACAAUUCUAUAGUAAGUUUGAUAGUCCGAAAAAUAGUAUGUACGAAUCAACAAAAUUAAUAUAUUUAUAUAAAAUGUAUAUUAUUAUAUUAGUUUUACGUUUUGUAACGCUUCGCUUGAGCUUCUGAUGUGUUACGGUUUGUGAUGACGUUCAGUUGUAAAAUGUAGAUUAGGAGGAGCCGCACUAACGUAAUAAUAUUGUAAUGAUCCCCGCUCGGGCCUCCUCCCGGGGGGGGCGGACUCGGGGCGCGCCCGCGCGUACGUCGCAGCCGCUGAGUUCGUCCCUCCUGGGGGCGGUCCUACACUAGGUUCUACAGACUCGUGUCUGGGACCAUCUGAUUUCAUUAUUGUCGACGAGGUCACGGUGGAAGGUCGUGCCCGAGAUGAGUUCGUUCACCGCCCGUCGUUGUAGUUUUGAAUGUAAAUCGUACCUCAGAGGCCCGCGUCCCGCUCACCGAACGCUCCUACUCCUAUCAUAUAAAAUUCGCUAUUUCCAAAAGUGAGUGGUUCUCCACGUCGGCUCCAUCGCUCGAACGAAUAUGCCGCUUUCUGGGAGGUUCGGUGCGUUUAAAACUGCCGCGGCUCGCGACGCGAACUACACGCUGUCGCCCCGUCGACUCCCUUGACCUUUCGUUGUAGAUGUGUAAUUUCCCACCACAGAUAUACUCAAAAUUAUUAUGUAUAAAUCGUCCUCUGUAUUAAAUUCAGUAUAAAUUGUAUAGUUUUCGUUUAUAUAACUGAAUACACAAAAUUGAUUUUAAU
Aricia agestis (brown argus) is the source of this 3347-nucleotide messenger RNA. RefSeq names its product ADP-ribosylation factor 6 (gene Arf51F). NCBI's taxonomy places the organism in Eukaryota, Metazoa, Arthropoda, Insecta, Lepidoptera, Lycaenidae. Gene Ontology annotation, molecular function: GTP binding; GTPase activity. Gene Ontology annotation, biological process: vesicle-mediated transport; intracellular protein transport. Gene Ontology annotation, cellular component: cytoplasm. The record is from RefSeq and is a predicted model, not a curated record. The transcript has 6 exons. Bases 214 to 741 code for a protein of 175 amino acids.